This is a messenger RNA of Truncatella angustata, 825 nucleotides long. Its product is annotated as dephospho-CoA kinase. Lineage: Eukaryota; Fungi; Ascomycota; Sordariomycetes; Amphisphaeriales; Sporocadaceae. Gene Ontology annotation, molecular function: dephospho-CoA kinase activity; ATP binding. The transcript has a single exon. The record is from RefSeq and is a predicted model, not a curated record. Gene Ontology annotation, biological process: coenzyme A biosynthetic process. The coding region runs from base 1 to 825 and encodes 274 amino acids.
AUGCUCCUCAUUGGUCUGACGGGGUCUAUUGCGACCGGGAAAUCGACCGUGUCAUCUAUUCUCUCAUCCUCACCCUACAAUCUUCCCAUCAUCGAUGCGGACUUACUCGCGCGCAAAGUGGUUGAGCCUGGCACGGCUGGCUACAACGCGAUUGUGAAAUACUUUGGGCCUACCACGCCGGACCUGCUUGUUGAGCCAUCAGAUACAGUCCCCGAGAGGGGAGUCAAUGGCAAGGGAAGGCCGUUAAACCGGCCGGCACUUGGCAAACGGGUGUUUGGUAACAGCGAGGAGAGGAAGAAGGACCGUGGCGUUCUCAAUGGUAUCGUGCAUCCUGCUGUGCGAAAGGAGAUGUACAAAUCCCUAUUCUGGUGCUACAUCACAGGUCACUGGGCAGUAAUUUUAGACGUUCCACUUCUCUUUGAGAGCGCUUUGGACAGGAUGUGUGGAGUGGUGAUGGUGGUGGCAGUCAGAGAUCCAGAGGUACAGAUGAGGAGACUUAUGGAGCGAGAUUCCCAUCUCAGCAGAGAAGAUGCGGAGAACCGGGUGAUGAGUCAAGGGGAUGUGCGCCUCAAGGCAAAGAGAUGCGAAGCCAGAGGAAAGGGAAAGGGGGUUGUGGUUUGGAAUGACGGAGGCAAGGCUGAGUUGAAGAACAACAUCGAUCAUGCAAUCGAGGAAAUACAGAAGAGCAGUCCCGGCUGGUGGAGUUGGCUGCUCCUUUUCUACCCGCCUCUGGCUGUCAUUUCGGGUGGUUGGACAUUCUGGCAAAACAUGCGGAUCAACAAAGCAUGGGGGGAGCAGGAAUUGAAAGAGAAGGCCAAGCUGUAA